Molecule: messenger RNA, 1148 nt
Organism: Hippoglossus stenolepis (Pacific halibut)
Lineage: Eukaryota; Metazoa; Chordata; Actinopteri; Pleuronectiformes; Pleuronectidae
Exons: 2
Coding region: 95-943 (282 amino acids)
Biological process (GO): positive regulation of Rho protein signal transduction; phospholipase C-activating G protein-coupled receptor signaling pathway
Cellular component (GO): membrane
Molecular function (GO): G protein-coupled receptor activity
Source: RefSeq, a predicted model, not a curated record
AUGGAAAUCAGGUGUCAUCGGUGUGUAAAUCAUUCUGCUCCCGACUCUGACGUCCGAGCAGCAGCCGAGCGGCUCUGAUCCACACUCUGAUAAGAUGAAUGUGUCACGCGAGCUCGUCACCCGCAACUCCAGCAAACCAGAGUGCGUGUGUGUCGAGGGUUCUGUGGUUUUUCUCUCAAUGGUCGACAUCAUCACUUUUCUCACCGGUCAACCUGUGGUCGUCACGCUGCUGUGGACCAUCCUCACCUCCAGGAAGACUCCAGACAUCCUGAAUUUUCACUUAGCCCUUUUCCACAACUUGCAGUACUUGAUCUCCCUCGUACAUCUCUGCUUCCUCUUUCUUGUGCGAGACGAGCAGUGGAAAGUCUUCAACUUUCUGCUUGUGUAUGCACAGACCGGAGGGCCCAUGAGUUUGGGUUUCAUCUGCUUCCAGAGGUACGUUGCGGUGAUUCACCCGACGUCCUACCCUCUGCUGAAGAAGCACAGAUACAGGGAGGCUUGUGUGGCGACGGUGUGGCUCUUCUCUUUGUCCUUCGCCGUCACAAAUGUUUUGGGUUCAGAGUCCAUCGCCCCUGUCGCCAUGGCCUUCUUCAAGAAUUUCCCGUUUUUUGUGAUGAUAGCCAUGACGUGUAUGAUGGUGCACUCCACCAUCCAAACCAUCAGGAUGCUGAAGAAGCCCGGCCCAGAGAGCAACAAGAUGAAUCCGGCCAAGAGGAGAGCCAUCAAUGCCGUCCGAGCCACGUCCGCCAUCACCUUGUGUUUUUACUUUCCAGUCACUUUGAUGGCAAAGAUCCAAACUACGUGCAAAUUUGCCUGCCAGACAGCACCUUUCAGUUUUCUCCUGUUGUCUGCUGCGAGUGUUGUGGAUCCGCUGUGUCACCUCUCCACCCUAAGAAAGUUGUUCGCCUGCUGCAAGUGUGAGGAAAAACCCAGACGCUCGUAGAGCUCAUUUCUCCCACAAGGCCCAACGGUCCCUGAAUCCAUCAAGCUGCAGCCAAUUCCACAUCGACCUCAGUCCCCCUGAAUAAUAUAAUUCAUCAAGAUCCACAAAUUACUACCUGCGAAAUCGUCAAUGUUAAAGAGAGUGAGGAGAAAUUCCUGGAUCUGCACCAAAUGUAAUGGUUUCUUUCUUGACUAAUUCAACAAAA